Messenger RNA from Torulaspora delbrueckii, 2598 nucleotides. It is a transcript of the gene PUT3, whose product is annotated as Put3p. The transcript has a single exon. Gene Ontology annotation, biological process: regulation of DNA-templated transcription; DNA-templated transcription. The record is from RefSeq and is a predicted model, not a curated record. Lineage: Eukaryota; Fungi; Ascomycota; Saccharomycetes; Saccharomycetales; Saccharomycetaceae. Gene Ontology annotation, molecular function: DNA binding; zinc ion binding; DNA-binding transcription factor activity, RNA polymerase II-specific. Bases 1 to 2598 code for a protein of 865 amino acids.
AUGGGUUGCGGUUCCGAAGGAUCAGAUGUCAAAGGUGGUUCUGCACUCAAGAACCGCUUGAAGGAGCUUGGAAGCUCUGACGUGCACCGCAGCAAGUCCGUAGAUGAUGUUGGAUACGCUGUGGCUGAAAAUGGUGCGUAUGAAGUUUACGAUAAUGAUGAGAUGUUGACUAGUGAAAUGAGCGGGUCAUCGUCCUCUAAAAGACGCAAAAGAUCGACAUUGGCAUGUGUAAGAUGUCGCAGACGGCAUGUAAAGUGCCCUGGAGGUCAGCCGUGUGCCAAAUGUGCUUCUGCAAACAUAGCAUGUGAGUAUUUGGAGCCUAAUAAGAAGCUAAUAGUAUCGAUGAAAUAUCUACAGGAUCUACAGGAAAGCUUGGCCAACAUGAAACGAGAGAAUGUGAGAUUGCAAUCAUUAGUAACUAGUUUACAGUCCAACUACGAGUCCGAUGUUGAGGCCAAAGAGGCGGAUUCUGGGCCUAGUAGCAGAGUUUUGUCAUCAAUGGAUUUGGAUGACACAAGAGAUACGCAGUUCAAUAAGAAUACUGCAGAUGUUUGUGUUAAUAACGAAACUGCGUCACAGACAAUUGGAACAUCGGAAGAUGACGAAGAUAUUGUUCCAACAUUUGCUCGCGGUAGGCUCGUUGAAUCGAGGACUGGUCAAAGAUACUUUGUUGGACCCUCUUCUAUGACUUUAUUCGGUCUGGAGAUUCAAUCGCUGAUAUCAAAAUAUUUGUCAAAGAAGAUACCCAAUCAUGUUACCACGGGAAAUCUGCCGCUGCCGCCCAAAGAAUUCGACGAGCCUGUCAACGAGGUCUUACAAGAAGAAGGAAAUGCAUACAAAAUUGUUUUGUCCAAAAACGAAGACAAUGUUGAUAUCUCUGUGAAUUUCACUCUUCCGUCGUAUUCCUAUGCCAUGUUUCUGGUUGAUACCUUCAUUACAUAUAAUGAUGGCUGCUUCUAUUUCUUCAACGAGGGUUUGGUCAAACACGGUCUCAAGAUUGCGUAUGAAGGCAAAACACUCUAUGACGACCAUACUUUGCAAACGAUUUGGUUUUGUAAGGUUUUGCUUAUCUUCGCCAUUGGCGAAAUGUAUUUGGGGACAUCAAAUAACGUAAAUGGCAACAAGAUCUCAUUUAAAGAUACAGCUAAAUUACCAGGCUCAGGUUUCUUCGAAGACGCUUCGCAGAUCUUCAGUUGUCUUUUCUCAAGCGGUAAGAUUGAGAGUGUUACAAAGGAGGGUGCUAUCGAAGUAUUGUUACUUUAUGCCUUUUACCUACAAGUGGCAGAUUGUACAGUGGCAUCAUAUUUCUAUUUUGGUCAAGCUCUUCGAGCUUGUCUGAUCCUCGGUUUACAUGUCGACGCACAAAGGGACCAGUUGACGCGAUUCGAGCUGGAGCAUCGUCGUCGUUUAUGGUGGUCUGUGUAUAUGUUUGAAAGAAUGCUCAGUAGCAAAGCUGGUCUCCCGUUGAGUUUCGCUGACAAUACGAUUUCAACUGAGUUGCCAGAUGAUUUUGAUAUGUCCAAUCCACCAGCAGGAAGCGAGCAUUAUAUUUUCCCUGAGGCUGAGUAUAUUAUUAACUGUGUCAAAAUAGUUCAGAUCAAUGCACAAAUACUCAAUAAACUCUAUCAGAAGCAACCAACGUCUAAUAUCCUUCCCGCUUUAAAAAACAUUGUGAAGCAGCUGUUGGAGUGGAGAAAUAACCUUUCAGGUUUCUUACAAAUUGAUUUUACCAGUAAAGAUUUAAAGAUUUCUCGCCUGUGUACGAACAUGUUCACGGAGUAUUUUCAGGGUUUGAACCUGGCAAUAAGGCCACUACUAUUCCAUUUCGCCUCCAUUCAAUUGAAGCGAUUCAAGCAAAGCGAGACUUAUAUCAACUUGCAGCAUUACUCUCCUGCCAUAUCCGCCCUGUUGAACUGCUCACUUCAAGCAUCCGUGAACACAAUACGCUCGCUAUGGGCUCUGAUGGACCAGAAUAUGGUCGCACUCUUUGGUUACAUGGAUAGAGAGUAUCUUUUUACCUCAUGUUGCACUUUGGUUCUCUUUAAUGCUACCUUCGGCAUUCAUGAGCAAACAUAUGAGCACUUGGAUCAUGCGCUGGAUAUACUCACGAAAAUGAGAAACCUUGGUAAUAAUCCAGCAUGUCUACGGAGGACACAGCUUCUCACCUUGAUGGCCAACUUUGAUUUUCAUGGAAUUAUGAAGGAUCUCAUAACUAAGCAUAAUGAUUCGCUCAAACCGGAUUCGCAAUUCGAUGUUCAUGAUUACAAGAAUGUGAACGUCGUGUCACAUACUAGCACUGACAUGACAACCCUUUCGGAUGUUAUCAAUGCUACGCUGACCGAAUCGUUCCAAACAAACCUUACAAAAAAUGAAACUCGAAUCGCUGAGGAAAAUAAUAACCAGUUAGAUCCAAUGGACUUUGUGGAUAACGGUGAUUUACAGAAGUUGCUCGAUAAAAUGAAUAAAGUAAGUCGAUUGGAUAGUAAGCUAUGGAAGGACGUGUCUGAUCAAGCGAUGUGGCUAGGUAGCGCGACGGAUCUUCCUGGGGUAGCGGGAAAUGACAUGGACAAUGGCGAAUUCUUGAGAAGAACUCCUUGA